AUGCCGCCGUACAAACGACAACUCGCCGGCGAUUCUCCUCCCUCCGCAAUUCGUGCCUGUCGGAAGAGGAAGCCAGCGCCCCCGACCGGGCCACCUUCUUCCUCUGAGGGGUGCCCGAUGGGCCGGAAGCAGGAAGCGCCGAGACUUCAAGAAGAGGGGGCAGCAACAACAGACUGUAUCUCACAGCCACAGCCAAGAAAGAAAGAACUCUCAAACAAACAAGCCAGCAACUGCAACCAAAAACCUCCAUUUGGGACACAUGCGUAUCCUAUGCAGAAGAUAGCUGAACAUCGGGCGCCUUGUUCACCAGGGGAAGUGCACAUCUGCCUCUCACCAGGCGAAGUUCGCUUCCCCUUCUGUCUUGGAGCUGAGAUGAUGGGGAGCAUGACCAGCCUCAGUGGGUCUUAUUCAGACUCUUUAGAAUUCCAGAUCUGCCAAGAUCUCCAUUGCUUUUCGGAGGAGGAGCAGGAGGAGGAGCAGGAGCAGCAGCUGCAUCACCAAAGCCAUACUGCAGACAGCAAUGGGGAGGUUCAACCUAUCGGCCAGGCAUGGGACCUCCUGGACACCAAACGCCGGAGAAUAGAGGAGCUCAGGAUGGAGCUGAGAAGGGCGACGGAAGCCAUCCUGACUGCUGAGCCAGUAUCCCAGUCCCGCCAGCUGGAGGAUAGACACUGCCAUGGGGAGGAAGAGGAGGUGGAGGAGAAAGUAGAAGAAGAUGCAGAGUGGCAGGACGGGGACCAUCAGAACCACUAUGCUGCUGCCAAUGCCUUCGGAAGCCCAAAGGCCCUUAUGCCACUCCAGGAUGUGGACAAGCUCUCCUGGUCCGCUGGACCACUGCCUCUGGGAGGCGCCAUAUUGUCCAUGGCACUGGGCCCGGCCAUGUUCCAUACACUCUGGGUGGCAGACCCUGGAGUCAGCCAAUGGGGUCUCAGAGGGAGCGAGAGCUCAUCCCCCUUGCCAAUGACGUGA
Messenger RNA from Hemicordylus capensis (graceful crag lizard), 969 nucleotides. RefSeq lists its product as uncharacterized. Bases 1 to 969 code for a protein of 322 amino acids. NCBI's taxonomy places the organism in Eukaryota, Metazoa, Chordata, Lepidosauria, Squamata, Cordylidae. The record is from RefSeq and is a predicted model, not a curated record. The transcript is spliced from 13 exons.